Lathyrus oleraceus (garden pea) is the source of this 957-nucleotide messenger RNA. RefSeq names its product endoplasmin homolog. The record is from RefSeq and is a predicted model, not a curated record. The transcript is spliced from 2 exons. Gene Ontology annotation, biological process: protein folding. Lineage: Eukaryota; Viridiplantae; Streptophyta; Magnoliopsida; Fabales; Fabaceae. Gene Ontology annotation, molecular function: ATP binding; ATP-dependent protein folding chaperone; ATP hydrolysis activity. The coding region runs from base 436 to 942 and encodes 168 amino acids.
GAUGAAGAAGAUGCUGAUAAAUGUGAAGACGAAGAAGAAAAGCCUAAAACAAAGACAGUGAAGGAAACAACUUAUGAGUGGGAACUUUUAAAUGAUGUGAAGGCUGUAUGGCUGCGGAGUCCAAAGGAGGUUACAGAGGAAGAGUAUACCAAAUUCUACAACUCUCUUGCCAAGGAUUUUAGCGGCGACAAACCUUUAUCAUGGAGCCACUUUACUGCUGAAGGUGAUGUCGAGUUUAAAGCAGUCCUUUAUGCGCCACCAAAAGCACCUCAGGACUUGUACGAAAGUUAUUACAAUUCAAACAAAUCAAACUUGAAGUUGUAUGUUAGACGAGUGUUCAUUUCAGAUGAAUUUGAUGAAUUGUUGCCUAAGUAUCUGAGCUUUUUGAUUGGUCUUGUUGAUUCUGACACUUUGCCACUGAAUGUAUCACGAGAAAUGCUUCAACAACACAGUAGUCUGAGGACAAUAAAAAAGAAACUUAUUAGGAAAGCCCUUGAUAUGAUCUGUAAGCUUGCUGAAGAGGAUCCUGAUGAGUCCACUGACAAAGAAAAGAAAGAAGAGUCGUCUUCUGAAGUUGAUGAGAAGAGAGGUCAAUACACUAAGUUCUGGAAUGAAUUUGGAAAAUCCAUUAAACUUGGUAUCAUUGAGGAUGCCACCAACAGAAAUCGUUUGGCUAAACUGCUCAGAUUUGAGACCACCAAGUCUGAGGGUAAAUUGGUAUCUCUCGACCAGUACAUAUCUAGAAUGAAAGCUGGACAGAAGGAUUUCUUUUACAUAACUGGAGCCAGCAAAGAACAGCUUGAAAAUUCUCCAUUCCUAGAGCGGCUUAAGAAGAAGAAUUAUGAGAUGGAUUUGGAGUUUCUGUCUGAUGCUGAUGGCCAUCUAACUGAAGUGGAAAAAGAUGCAAAGACAACAAAUAUUCUGAGUAUUCCAAAAUUUUGAGUUCGACGUUGACUU